CACCAUGCCAUCUUUACAAACACCUACAGUCAGUGGCAUUCGCAUCUAUCCUGUAAAGUCUUGUCAUUCUGUUCAACUGGAAGAAAGUGAAGUAGGUAAUCUUGGUUUGGUCAAUGAUCGUCGGUUUCUAUUUAUCGAGGAAGCAACCAAUCGGUUUAUUACUCAAAGAAAAUAUGCUUCCAUGGCCUUGGUACGACCUUUGGUAGACAUGGUGCAGAAAACUUUGACAUUGACUAGUCAUGACGAUGAACAACCUCCUUUGGUGCUGCCGCUUUACCCUGAUACCAAACUCAUGCAACAACGCACAGUGAAAUUAUGGAAAGAUACCUUGACUGCUUACGAUAUGGGCGAUGCUGCUGGUGAAUGGCUUGAGACGUUUUUCCGUCGUCAUCGAUCUCAUGAUGUGACCAACAACCAUAAUCCAGACGAUCCUGUAGACCUUGAACAACCUAUCCCUCGUUUACGACUAGUGACUCUAGAAGAUCCUCAACAAGAAGGUAGCCAUUAUUCUCGUCCUGCUCAUCAAGCUUUGCCUGGAACACAUUCUCCUUUCACUGAUUGGUCUCCUGUCUCAUUUGGCUUUGAGGCAAGCUUGGAUGCAUUGAAUCAAGGUCUAUUAGCCCGUGAUAUCAGUCAAGGCAAUAUCAUAGGAAUGGAUCGCUUUCGGAACAAUGUCGAUAUUGCUGGAACAUUACCGUGGGAAGAAGAUACCUGGUUAGUGGCAAAAAUUGGUGAAGUGACAUUUUAUUUAAUACGACCUAUUGGAAGAUGUACUGUACCAGGAGUGGAUCAAGAUUCUGGUGUCAAGGAUACCUGGGGUGGACCUUUAUCAUAUUUGAAGGAAAAACGUAGCUUUAGCGAGAAACCAAAUGACGGAUGUUUCUGUGUAGAUGUAGUCCCUCUUACAAGUGGUACCAUUCGUGUAGGCGACAAGGUAGAAGUGUUGGAACGAAUCCCUGCUGGAAAGGAACCGAAGCCAUUGGUCAAGAAGAAUUUAGAAUAGAAGUAGUUUAUAUUUAAUAAAAAAAAUAUUGUUGUUAUCAUCAUGAUAUUCAUU
Molecule: messenger RNA, 1057 nt
Organism: Halteromyces radiatus
Lineage: Eukaryota; Fungi; Mucoromycota; Mucoromycetes; Mucorales; Cunninghamellaceae
Product: MOSC N-terminal beta barrel domain-containing protein
Exons: 3
Coding region: 5-1003 (332 amino acids)
Molecular function (GO): catalytic activity; molybdenum ion binding; pyridoxal phosphate binding
Source: RefSeq, a predicted model, not a curated record